This is a messenger RNA of Pimephales promelas (fathead minnow), 2872 nucleotides long. RefSeq names its product SH3-domain binding protein 5b (BTK-associated) (gene sh3bp5b). The record is from RefSeq and is a predicted model, not a curated record. Gene Ontology annotation, cellular component: cytoplasm. NCBI's taxonomy places the organism in Eukaryota, Metazoa, Chordata, Actinopteri, Cypriniformes, Leuciscidae. Gene Ontology annotation, biological process: intracellular signal transduction. Gene Ontology annotation, molecular function: protein kinase inhibitor activity.
CCCAUUCAGCACAGCUGGGUUUAUGUGUGUGUGUGUGUGUGGGGGGGAUCCAGACACGCGCGUGGGUCUCUUUAAAUGAGGAAUCCGUACAGUGCGGGGAAUGAUAUCGGCGAUUGGAGUGUAUAGUCUCUAACGGGCGCAUAAUCACCUCACUGGAGGGAAUCUCUUUCUUUGUUUGUUUUUUGCAAGACAAUAAAAUAAGAUGGACAGCUCGGACAAGGAGAACAGGUCGGAUGAAGAAUUUGAAUCACCCGAAGAUGAAGAGGUAGACCCAAGAAUUCAGGGAGAGCUUGAGAAGCUGAAUCAGUCCACAGAUGACAUCAAUAGAUGUGAAACUGAGCUUGAGGAUGCCAGGCAAAAGUUUCGUUCUGUGCUGGUGGAAGCCACUUUAAAGCUGGACGAGCUGGUGAAGAAGAUUGGAAAAGCGGUCGAGGAAUCGAAGCCGUACUGGGAGGCCCGGCGGGUGGCACGGCAGACUCAGCUGGAAGCACAGAGAUCCACGCAAGACUUCCACAGGGCCACGGAGGUACUGCGGGCGGCCAAAGAGACCAUCGCCCUGGCUGAACAGAGGCUGCUGGAGGACGACAAGAAGCAGUUUGACUCAGCCUGGCAGGAGAUGCUCAACCACGCAACACAGCGAGUGAUGGAGGCAGAGCAGAUAAAAACACGCAGUGAGCUUCUGCACAAGGAGACCGCUGCCAAAUACACUGCCGCCAUGAGCCGAAUGAAACAGCUGGAGAAGAAGCUCAAACGCACCAUCAACAAGUCUAAGCCCUACUUUGAAAUGAAGGCAAAGUAUUACUUGCAACUUGAGCAACUGAAGAAGAAUGUGGAUGACCUCCAGGCCAAGCUGACGCAGGCUAAAGGGGAAUAUAAGUCAGCCCUCAGGAACCUGGAGAUGAUCUCAGAUGAGAUCCAUGAGCGGAGACGUUCUUCAGCCAUAGGCCCGCGGGAGAGAGGUGUGGGUGCAGAGGGCGACGGUGUCAUUGGUGAAGACUUGUCUGGCUUUAAGAUGGAGUCUGAUGGAAUAUCAAUGGCGUCUGGGUCCUUCGAGGAUGAAAACUGCAGCACGAGUGCCAUGUCAGAGGAGGACUCUGAGACUCAGUCCAACAGUAGCUUCAGUUCUGGGACGAACAGCCCUCUGGACUUGCCUUACCCUUUCUCCUCCUCAUCCUCCUUUUCCUCUGCCUCUCCAACCUCCACCUCCCCCUCCUCUCGCCCCUGCAGUCUGGACCUGCCCAGCACCAUCUCUCUGUCUGAUUUUAACCUGUUGUCCCCCAUCCUCGGCCCACGCAGCGAAUGCAGUGGCGCAUCCUCCCCCGAGUGCGACCUAGAGAGAGGUGACAGAGCAGAAGGUGCCGAAACCGUACUGGACAACGCUCUCAAUAACAAUCGUAUAAGCAACACUAAAACAACCUUUGGCCUGGAUAGCCGUUUCCGCCUGCUAUCUCUAAAACUUAGCCGAAAUGAAAGCAGUAAAAAUGCUCAGAAAUCCACAAUCCUGCUUGAUGGCAUGUGACUGCAGGAUUCCCACGGCGUUGAUGUUUUCAUUCACAUUCUGUGUGCUAUGGAAUGGCACUGGCAGCCACUCGUCCUUCACUUCAGUGUCAUCCCAGCCCAUUACCGAUCCUCCAACUUUCAGACUGAACUUUCACUCGAUCUCACAUGUGCGAGAAAAGCAACCCAUGACACGAUGUGCUGACUGCUGAGGAGACAAAUAUCCCAUUAGAAGGGUAAUGGAACUGGGUAAAGCUUUGAAAAGACAACAAAUCAAUCAAUUGUGAGAUCAGCAUUCCCACACGUUCCAGUUAAGGUCUAAAGAGUCUGAAGACACUUACGGAUGACGUUAGCACUUGUUAAUUAAGAUGCAUAAGAGAUUAGUUAUGCUGUAGAUUUAUGCCACUUGUUGUCUUUUUAAAAUUUGUGUAACUGUCAUGGAAAAUAUACAGUCAGAUUUGUGUGGCAGUAUAAUGUUACAUCUGUGCAUGAACAGACUCUCCUGCAUGCCCUUCAUAAACUCUCUUAAAAAAGGACUCAAAAUCAUCUGAGGAACCUCUUCGCUGCAUCGGUGACUCUCGAGGAAGUGAAGCCAAGCGACUGCAUCACCUUCUCAAUGUCAUCCGGAGACCUGCAGCAGAACCAGGCUGAUCCGUACAGGUCACUUCCACCUUCCUUCACAAGCCAAAAGUGUGAGCUUCCCUACACGGGUGGACAGUGUGCAAUGCAUGCCGCUCCAUUUUUGUCUCUCUACGUAAAGAACAAUCUUCAUUUUCAAUAUAAUAGAAAAAAAAGCAAUAGAAACAAUAGUUUUGUGGAAGAAUGGUUCAGAAAGUAGCGUACUAAGCUGGAUCUACUGUACUUGCACUGUUCUGAAGGGGGCAGAGGGCUUAUGGGAAUCCUUUUGAUGGGUCUCGGUGGGGAACGUACAUCACUGAUUAAGACGACGAUUACGGAGCGUUUCAUCCAGCUUGGGUGGUGCAGUAGGCACUGAUUUCGACACCAAUGGCAAAGCUUCAGGUCUAGUCAUUAGGCUUUGUGUGACCUUGUCUCAGUUUUUUUUUUCUUCUCAAAUGUUAGUUCUUUUGAUCUGUUGCCGUUUUGAGAAACGAUGGUAAGAAAAGAAACCCUGUAACAGUAUUUAAGUGAUUUGUGGCGUCUAGUCUUUUGUUGUUUACAAAGCUUGUGUAAUUGUUUUCAGACUGAAAUAAAAUGAUAGCUGCAGCACAAUUAUUAGUCAAGUAAGUCAAAUAAUCACUGCUUACUGCCAUGUCUGAGUCGAUAACCCUGUGUGCUAUGCCACUCCGGCCUCAGUUUGAGUACCGGCUUGCAGUCUUUUUGUGCUCUCUACUUAAUAAAAAAAUAUUGGGCAGUC